Toxorhynchites rutilus septentrionalis is the source of this 2182-nucleotide messenger RNA. RefSeq names its product F-box/LRR-repeat protein fbxl-1-like. NCBI's taxonomy places the organism in Eukaryota, Metazoa, Arthropoda, Insecta, Diptera, Culicidae. Gene Ontology annotation, biological process: SCF-dependent proteasomal ubiquitin-dependent protein catabolic process. Gene Ontology annotation, molecular function: protein binding. The coding region runs from base 58 to 1956 and encodes 632 amino acids. The transcript has 4 exons. The record is from RefSeq and is a predicted model, not a curated record. Gene Ontology annotation, cellular component: SCF ubiquitin ligase complex.
UCAGUCAGUCACAAAUUUUGCGCAAUAGUGAAAAUUCUGAAAAAAAAUCUCAUCAAAAUGGAAAUGAUGCUCGAAAGUUACUUUAAUUUGCACUACUAUGGCUACGGAAUGGAUGCAUUUUAUGAAUCUGAAUCAUCGGAAGAAGAGGAACCCGAGGAAGAGAUUGACGAUCGCGAGUUUCCGUUCGACGAUGAAGUUUUCCAAAUUAAUGUUAAGGCCCCGAGGAUCAAAAUUGGAUGGGAGAAUCUGCCAAUGGAGAUUCUAAUUCACAUCUUCAGCUUCAUCAGACCAAGCGAUCGUAACUCCGUCCUGCUUACCUGCCGUCGGUGGUUCGAAGCGUUGCGACAUCCAAUUUUCCUGAACGAGACAUGUUUUCACUUCGAACGAAUCGAAGUGUGUGACACCAAGUCUCCGAUCAAGAUUUUUCUGGACAGCUUUCGUCACUUCACCAACAUCAAGCUAACCAAGGUCCAGUUCAGUGGCGAAACUGCGUUUUGGGAUUAUUUUGGAAGGCACAUUCGUGAGAUUACGUUCAGCAAUUGCGCACUAACCCAACCGAAGUUGUCGAACAUCUUGAGCUGCUUGCCAAAUUUAGAACGAUUAAAUUUAGUCAACUGCGACGAACUUUUCAAAAGUUGGCAUCCUGGCGACUGGAUGAACAUCUCGCCGAUAUGCAAAAGGCUCAUCCAUCUGGGGUUGCGUGAGAACAACGCCUUCGACGAGGAUCACCUCAGCUAUCUGGUCGCAAUGGCGCCCAAGAUUUCAUCCCUGGAAAUUUCCAAAUGUUUGAAGGAAAGGGAGGCCGCUAGGCGAGUGCAGAUAUUAGCCCACGUCUUACGCAUUCUCAAUCUUCACAAGCAUCAGAUGAAAUCUGUCAACUUCAGCUACACCAUGUUUGAUGAUCUUUUCCUCAAACAGUUCGCCGAAAUUGAAAACAUGUCCCUCAGCGACAUUAGUUUAUCGUUCUUUGGGCGAGCACCGAUUAAGGAUCCGGGAAUAAUCGACGUUCUCAGGAAGCAGACUAAUCUUGUCCACUUGGAUCUGACGUCAUUCCUGAACCUCACGGAUUUUGCACUGAUAGCGAUUGCGGAGUCUAUGCCCUUGUUGAAAUCACUGAAGCUAAACGGGUGCUGGUUGCUGACCGAUUUUGGCAUAUCGGAAAUUCGAAAGCUACGGAAACUAACGGUGCUGGAUCUGUCCGAUUGUGAUCGUGUUACCGACGAGGGAUUCUUGAAAGUGAUAUCGAACAAGCAGGGAAACAAUUUAAAGGAGCUGUACCUGAGUAUGCUGCCGAGCAUAACGGAGAAGGUGAUCUUGAACAUUUGCCUCACGCUGGGCAAUAUGACUGUACUGGAUCUGUGUGGCUCGGAUUGCAUGAACGAUACUUCGAUACAGUACGUGUUCUGCUAUCUACGGUUCAUUCGUAUACUACGACUGAACGGUUGUGUUAAGAUCACAGACGCAGGUCUUACCGGGGUAGAACUACAACGUGCCGCGAUCGAAAUAUGGGACACGCAACAGACGUUCUCGAUCGAUAUGCUGCAAGGACUGCAGGAACUCCAAAUAUCCGGCUGCUCUAAAGUAACUGAUUUCGCGCUUAAACAUUCGUUCAAACUUGUGGAGCUGAGAGAGAUCAACGUUUCACAUUGCACUGAAAUCACAGAGGAGGGCAUUGAAGCCCUUGUUCACAACUGUCCAUCCCUGGAAGUGAUGGAUCUAAGCGAUUGUUACAACCUGAACGAUCGCUGCAUUGGGUUGAUCAGUAAACAUUUGUUUCGUAUCAGAGAUUUAAAAUUGGUUCGAUUGUCUCUUCUCACAAUUGAAAGUAUUAACUCGAUUCUGAGCAACUGCAACCAUCUGAAGAGCAUUAAUUUGCGUGGAUGUAGCAGACUGCCGAGAGACACUAUCAGCAUGCUGGCGAAGUUGAAAUCUCUACGAAAUUUACCGAAGUAUUAGCUUAUCUAUUGCUGUAAAAGUACUCUGUGCCUUGUCCCGUGGUUACGUCGUUUGUGUUGAGUGUCAUGAACGUCUAGAUACCUGUUUCAAUACUAACUGCCACGUUUUUCUUCAAUUUCAGAACUUUGGAUGGUAAUUAAUUUGGGUUAGUGUGUGCUCAAAUAAGUAGUUAUUGUAUGAUAGAAAUAAAUUGGAAAAUAAAAAAAAAAUUGGACAGUCAUCUGUG